Lepisosteus oculatus (spotted gar) is the source of this 1479-nucleotide messenger RNA. Its product is annotated as CDGSH iron-sulfur domain-containing protein 3, mitochondrial. Gene Ontology annotation, cellular component: mitochondrion. NCBI's taxonomy places the organism in Eukaryota, Metazoa, Chordata, Actinopteri, Semionotiformes, Lepisosteidae. The record is from RefSeq and is a predicted model, not a curated record. Gene Ontology annotation, molecular function: 2 iron, 2 sulfur cluster binding.
AAGCUUGUUCCGCGGUGCCUAGCAACGGGGUUAAGUGGGAUUCCAUUCAGUCGGAUAUACUGGCGACCUCACCAUUUACCAAGAACAGACUUUUGGCACCUGGCUUGUUAGUUUUUUUGGGGUGCAGAGAUCCCGGAUCAGCUCUAUACUCCAGUCAGAGGGUCCAGCGGAGAGCAUCCGCUUGCCCUUGCUGAUGAGCUCCCGCGGGAGACACAACUGAAAUCACCUUCACUGCAGCAGGAAACAGGCUGGGAGCUCAACAGUCUGCACGACCUUCUCUGACCUUACUAAAGCCCUCGUCUCUGUCUGCUGGGGAGCUCCGAGGAGGCCCUGCUCCUUGACACUGGUCCCUUUCUGCAUAGACAGCGAGCAGUGAUUCGCGGUGACAGGCCCACCCAGAACCCCUCUGAAAUCAAGACAGGAGAUCAGGAGGGCGUCACACCCCGCUCUGACCUGGACAUUUUCUACCACGACGUUACACCGUAUCAGCAGCAAGCCCGGAUCUGGAGCUGGAAGAAAGCAGAGGUUAACCUUAGCAGACAGAACACUGCACCCUCCGUCACGGACUUCCAGCACGCCGAUAAUGUAGUUCGCAUUCGUUUAGAAAUUCGGUGUGCGUCUUACUUAAGCUACUCGAGAUUUUUUCACAAAGGAAAAAUCUGUUUUUGGUCAGUUAGAGCGGAGCCCAUCAGGGAACGCAUCUUCAGACAAGCGGAACCUUCUGUCAGCAGUCUGUGUGCCCCGCACGGCCCCGCCAGUGCCGCCCAGUCCUGCGGCUCUGCCCUGACCUGCAGCUGCGGCGGAGAUGAGCGUCUACAGGCUGGCGCUGAGCAAUGCGAGUCCGGCGGCCUUCGUGGGGCACGGCUGCAGGCUCCGGGUGCAGCCGCUGUCCAGCAGCCCAGCGCCGGUCAUUGCAGCCAAACAGCCCUACAAGGUGGAGCUGAAGGCAGGGAAACGAUACUCCUGGUGCUCCUGUGGCCACAGCAAGAACCAGCCCUUCUGCGACGGGACUCACAAGCAGCUGGCGCCUGGCCUGGCGCCCCUUCGCUUCACCGCGGAGCAGGAUGCCACCGCCUGGCUGUGUGGCUGCAAGCAGACAGCCCGCCCCCCGUUCUGCGACGGGACUCACAAGCUGGACUUCGUGCAGCAGGCCGAGAUCCCCCCCCCCGAGCCGCUGUGAGGCGGAGAGGACGUCCAGCCCCGGGAAUCGGGCGUCCUGCCGCUGAGGGGUCAACAAGCCUCAGGCUCCGGGUACAGCUGUGCAGGCUGCCCUGUGCUGGAAUCUCUCCUACACAGCUUAAAUCAGCCGUCUGCUGCGCUAACAGGGGUGGCAGACAGGUGUCUCAAUACUGAAUUCAGUUUUUAAAGAAUGUUAAGAUUGUCACUGUAAAAAAAACAGACUGUUCUUGGCCGACUGUAGAGAUGUUUCAGGUCUGCUGUAAAGUUAUUCUCUGCAAUGAAAGUGUUCAAUACAUGUGA